AUGUCCAACCUACGUCAAAGCCGCCGACAGCAACAUCUGACCCCUGAACGUCGGGAGGAAGACGACAUAGAUCAUCGAGGAACUAAGCGCCGCCAGUUUCCACCGUACCCUCCCGUCUACCGAACUGAGAAAGAACGGAUGGGACCACAGGAUGGAAAGGUUCAUAGCCAAGAAGCGGCUACCGACAGACAGGCAACCAAGACACCCAGGGGGGAUAUCAGCCUAACACAGGAAGACGUUGUAAAUAACGACGAGGCCAAGGGAGAUUCCGACCUGCGUGCAGAUAAGGAGCAGUCCAUUACUGGUGAAUAUGUAGCUAGUAUUGGACUGCCUUCCCGUUCGUCUUCGGGUAUUUCUGGCGCCUCAUCUUCCGGUAUCGAGCAGCCACGCGUACCACCUAACAAGCGCAGGCGUUACCGCCGUCGUCCCAACAACAAGAGCACAGCGCGGGGCCAGUCGUCAACACAAAAGCUAACCGGGCUUAUGGCCCAACAACAGUCGCCCUUAGAGAAGUAUGAACAAAAGUUGCAGCGUACAUCUUCCGAGCGACCCACAACCAUGUUGUCCCCAAACAAAGCGUCGACUAGUAGGGAGGACAACCUCACGUUUCGGAUCCAAGGCCGGUCGCAACAACACCAUGGCCUUGAGUACGAAUCACCUGGGUUGGAAGGACAACUCUCCGAGGAGGAAGAUACCUUGUCGUCUCUAGAGGAGGCACCGUCAUUCCAAGAGUUCGCACGGGAGCAAGUGUUGGCCAAGCAAAACCCACACGGGAAGGAAGCACUUAAGACUAGGCAGGACCAGAUGAGCACAACCCAUUGUCAACAUCAACAGCGACAGUCGUUCGAGAGAGUAGCUGCUAGUGAGUAUGUACAGACUCCCAAGUAUGCGGAGACAACGUUGCUCACAUCUACUGCCAGUGAGCAGUUACAGACUCUCCACCCACACCAGUGA
Molecule: messenger RNA, 954 nt
Organism: Sphaeroforma arctica JP610
Lineage: Eukaryota; Ichthyosporea; Ichthyophonida
Exons: 2
Coding region: 1-954 (317 amino acids)
Source: RefSeq, a predicted model, not a curated record